This is a messenger RNA of Pararge aegeria (speckled wood butterfly), 1773 nucleotides long. Its product is annotated as methionine synthase reductase. The record is from RefSeq and is a predicted model, not a curated record. The transcript is spliced from 5 exons. Lineage: Eukaryota; Metazoa; Arthropoda; Insecta; Lepidoptera; Nymphalidae. Gene Ontology annotation, cellular component: cytosol. The coding region runs from base 300 to 1709 and encodes 469 amino acids. Gene Ontology annotation, molecular function: flavin adenine dinucleotide binding; FMN binding; [methionine synthase] reductase (NADPH) activity. Gene Ontology annotation, biological process: homocysteine metabolic process.
AAAUGAGUAAAAAUGAAACAGGAGGAAGAUCAAAUUUUAAUUUUGACGCAUUUUAAUGAAUAGCAGUAAUCUUUUUAAGCUCUGCGGGUAUGAACCGUCAGUUUCAGUCAAGUGACAUCUUGUUGACAUGUCGUCAGUGUUCUCACUUGUCUUUGAAUUGUCAAAUUAAAAUUGAAACUUCAAUCUAAUUGAGUUCCAUAAUCCAUACCUUUUGAAUUUGAAGUUCUCAGUUCAAAUGUGUAAUGUUUAAGGCUAACUAAUAACCUAUAUUCUGUGAUACUAAUUAAUAUAAUUUCAAAAUGGUUAUAAGUCGUAAUUUCCAAGGGCUAUUCGAAUCUUUAAAUGAAACUGUGGUGUUAAGUUUACCAAAACUUAAAGAGAAUGCGAUAAAAAUUAACUUUACAGGAUCUCAUGAAUACAAGACAGUGUAUAAGCAGGAACCUUUGUUACCGUUUGCUGCCAGUGAGGUAUUUAAUGCACCAAUCCAUAGGUGGAGGAGGCUGACAGCUUUGGAUGAAAACUGUAAGGCAGCUUAUGAAAUCACAUUUGAUGUUAAAGGCAGCAACCUAGACUUCAGACCUGGAGACACAAUAGGAAUUAUACCUCAAAACAGUCAAUCAGAUGUAGAUAAUCUUCUCGAACAUUUAAACAUAAAUGAUUUAGCAGAUAUUAACUAUACAAUUAGUACAGAUGCUGGAAAGAAAGGUGUCAAAGUACCACCACAUAUACCAGUGGAAUCAACUUUGAGGCACAUACUUACAUACUGUGUUGACUUGAGGGGUGUUUUGAAAAAGCUUUUUCUUUUAUCACUGUCAAUGCACACAAAAGAUGCAAGUGAAAAAAGGAUCCUAGAAUACUUUAGUAGCAAAGAAGGCUCCAUAGCAUAUACCACCCAUAUACUUAACGAACGGAUAUGCUUGCUGGACAUACUUUCUAUAUUCACAUCCUGUAAACCACCGAUAGGAUUAAUAUUGGAAUAUCUACCAAGACUUUUACCAAGGCCUUAUUCUAUUGCCAACAGUGAUCAUGAAAACAGUUUUAUCAAAGUCUGUUUUUCUGUUAUGGAUAUUGGUAAUAAUAGAAAGGGAGUGACGACCGGAUGGUUGGAAGAUAUUAUCAUAAAACACGAUAAUUGUGACUUAGAAGAGAGAAUGAAAAAUAUGAAUAUCAGCAAUGUAGAAACCAAAAUUCCUAUUUAUAUAAGAAAGAAUAUAAAUGGUUUUUGCUUACCAGAAAGUUUAGAUACACCAAUUAUAUUGAUAGGACCAGGUACUGGGGUAUCGCCCUUUAUAGGAUUUCUAGAAGAGAGACGAAAUAUACAGAAAAAAAAUCCAGUAACUAAAUUUGGUUAUGCGUGGCUGUUUUUUGGCUGUCGAAACCCAAAGUACGAUUUUAUAUAUGAAGAAGAAUUGAAUAAUUUCCUUUCGAAUGGAGUUCUUAAUGAAUUGACGACAUCGUUUUCUAGAUGUGGCAACACUGAAAGUGGUUAUGUACAGGAAGCUAUAAAACAAAAUAGCGAGAAAUUAGCUAAAUUAAUACUAAAAGGAGCGCAUGUCUAUGUUUGUGGAGAUAUCAAGAAAAUGGCGCCUUCAGUUAGAGAGGCGAUAACUGAAUGUAUAGCAACUUAUGGCGAUGAAGUAAAUGAACCUGAGGAGUUCAUAGCCAAUAUGAUAAAAGAGAAAAAAUAUCUACUUGAUAUAUGGAAUUAAUUAUUCAAAUACCUACAUAGAGAAAUUGUAAAUAGAUUGUAAUAAAAAUAAAAAAAAUUAAAUA